Trypanosoma grayi is the source of this 897-nucleotide messenger RNA. RefSeq lists its product as hypothetical. Lineage: Eukaryota; Euglenozoa; Kinetoplastea; Trypanosomatida; Trypanosomatidae. The record is from RefSeq and is a predicted model, not a curated record. The coding region runs from base 1 to 897 and encodes 298 amino acids. The transcript has a single exon.
AUGCACCGCGGUGCGGAGUGCCUCACUAAGGCGCUGCAGCUGCAGCACACCCGCUGCGAGGUGUACCAGCUGUGGGACGCCAAGUUCCACCGCGCUCUGUCGGGCGCAUUGGGUGUGGCGGAAUUUGACGCAACACUCAGCGACACCAUUGUCGCGGCAUUCCAGCAGGUUAGUUCUUCGCUGCGUCAGCUGCAGGACGACAGCNGAGAGGAAGCGGAGGGCGGCAGUGGACUGCACCGGUUUCUCUACGCGUGGAUCGAUCAGGUGCAGCAGCUCGAGCAAGAGCACUACCGUAUCUCCGUCCUGCUGCUGCAGCAACUCGCGGAGCACUGCACCGCCCUGCCGCUCACGGACGGCGCCACACGACCUGUAGACGCGUCAGUCGCAGAGGCGGCAGCAACAACAACAACAACAACAGGGGUGAGAGACCAUGAAAACGGCGAUGCCCAGGACGCGCCCAAGCCGGGCGAUGCGACUGAGGGCGGGAAGCCCGCACCGGCGGUGGGAUGUGGUGCGUACGCAAGCCUGCACGACGCGGAGCACUGUGUUGUGCGGCAUCUCAUCCCUGUGUCGUCGCAGACGGCGCUCACAUACGUCUCGUGUCGCGACGCCACGUCUCUGUGCUCUGCGGAGGAAGAGGAGGAGGAUGCGGAGGAAGGCCGCAGACUGCAUGGUCACAAUGAUGAUGAUGAUGAUGGCGAAGAAGAGCUGGUGCCUUUUGUGCUUCCGACAGGCGUAAAGGCGGCGUACGAUCCACGCGCGGUGCAGCGGCGCUGUCAGGCGUUCCGCGUGGCUGCGCUACCGCUGUGGCAGGCAAGGCGGGCGGCAAGGCAGCGGCUGCAGGACUGCACGGAGGAGCUGCGGGAGGAGCUGGCCAGCGCCGCCGCUGCGGAAUGA